This is a messenger RNA of Octopus bimaculoides (California two-spot octopus), 2399 nucleotides long. RefSeq lists its product as uncharacterized. The record is from RefSeq and is a predicted model, not a curated record. Lineage: Eukaryota; Metazoa; Mollusca; Cephalopoda; Octopoda; Octopodidae.
AGCUCUUACGUUAAGUAAGUUUGGCCACCCUUGCUUAUAGCAUCUCUUGAUUUUAAGUGGGACAUGGUAUAAAUAAUAUAACAAUAAUGCCAGAGUACAAGGCAAGCAUCGAACGAUCAGUUGUUACGGUCCGAAAUAAAAAGCGGAAGUGAUAUCCAAAAGUAAACAAAGAACCUGCGCGUGGAUCCGUGAAAUGGUUUUGGCGCCAGGAGCAGCAGGUUCGUACUUGUUUAUUCUGUUCAAGUUUCCUUGAUGCAACCGAAAGUAGGAAGCUGUUAUUCGAGAUUAUCCAGUGACUGGUAUCAAAGACUUAUAUCAGAUGUAUUAUGAAUAUUCAUCAUCUGUUGAAGACCAAAGGAAAAUGUUACAUAUUUUACUUACAUAAAACAUGUGUUGAUUGUUAAUCAGAUCAAAAUUUACUUGAGUAUAUUCUAUAAUUUCUAAAAUUGGUCUAUGGCAAAUCCUCUUGCAACUGAAAUAGCAAUGUUUUUCUUCUACAUUGUCUGGAAUAUUUCUAGAAGAUGAUUUUGUAUUCUAUUUAACCCUUUAGCAACAAGAUUACUCUGUCAAAUGUAAUUACUCAUUUAUUCCUGCAUUAUCCUGUAACCUUGAGGUUUCGAUGAUGUGAUUGUUUAUAUUCAAAAUGACAUUCUAGUGGGAGGUGUGAGAUACCAGAUCUGGCCAGUUUGAUCAUAAAGCAAGGAGAAUAUUUUGGCUGGAUAUGGCCAGUUUAGAUGCUAAAGGGUGAAACUUGGACGAAUUUACAAAGGUGUUUGCAACAUUUUGUGAUGUCAACAGAGAUCGCAAUUGAUGGAAAUAUAACAGUUGAAAUAUUUAUGAAUAAUAAACUAUAAGGAAGGCAGAAAAGAAAAGUGUACCUAUGAUGUGAUAAGGAAAAAAUAAUGAAAACCUAAAUUAUGUAAGAACUUUUAACGUUUCAAUUUUCCAGAAGAGAUGUCAAAAGUGAAAAGCAAAUCAUCACGUUGUUAGGAUAUCUGUAAAAAUGUUGUCAUCUCUUGAAUCUGACUUUAUUAAGCACAAACGUAUUCAUACAGGAAAGAAGGCAUACCACUGUGAUAUAUGUGGCAAAUCAUUCUCUCAAAAUAAAAACUUGACUACACACAAACAUAUUCAUACAGGAAAGAAACCAUAUCAUUGUGACAUUUGUGGUAAAUCAUUCUCUCAAAACGGAUAUGUAGCUAUUCACAAACGUGUUCAUACAGGAGAGAAGCCCUACCAGUGUGACACCUGUGGUAAAUCAUUCUCAGAAAAUGGAGUCUUAACUAAGCACAAACGUAUUCAUACAGGAGAGAAACCAUAUCAGUGUGAUGUCUGUGGUAAAUCAUUCUCUGAAAAUGGAAUUUUAAGUAAGCACAAACGUAUUCACACUGUAGAAAAGCCAUAUUAUUGUGAUAUUUGUGGUAAAUCAUUCCCACAAAAUAGUGGACUAACAGUUCACAGACGUAUUCAUACAGGUGAAAGACCGUAUCACUGUGAUGUCUGUGGUAAGUCAUUCUCUAGAAGUAGUGACUUACCUAAACAUAUGCGCGUUCAUACCGGAGAGAGGCCAUUUCAUUGUGAUAUCUGUGGUAAAUCAUUCUCUCAAACUGGCAUCUUGUCUAAACACAAACGUUCUCAUACUGGAGAGAAACCAUAUCAGUGUGACAUCUGUGGCAGUUCAUUCUCUUGUGGAUAUACCUUAACUAGACACAAACGUAUUCAUAAAGGAGUGAAACCACAUCACUGUGAUAUCUGUGGUACAUCGUUUUCCCAAACGUAUAACUUAGCUACUCACAAGCGUAUUCAUACAGGAGAGAAACCAUAUCACUGUAAUAUCUGUGGUAAGUCAUUCUCUCAGUGUAGUGUACUGACAACUCACAAGCGUAUUCAUACAGGAGAAAAGCCAUACCAGUGUUCUCUCUGUAGUGAAUCAUUCUCUGGAAAUAGUGACUUAGCAAGACACAAGCUUAUUCAUACUGGAGAGAAACCAUAUCACUGUGAUGCUUGUGAUAAAUCAUUCUCUUAUAGUCAUUCCUUAACUGCACAUAAACAUAUUCAUACAGGAGAGAAGCCAUAUUGCUGUGAUAUCUGUGGUAAAUCAUUCUCUCAGAUAUAUGCCUUAACUGCUCACAAUCGUGUUCAUACAGGAGAGAAACCAUAUAAGUGUGAUAUCUGCAAUAAAUCAUUCUCUGAAGCUGGGCACUUAAAUAGACAUAAACGUAUUCAUACAGGAGAGAAGCCAUAUCACUGUGAUGUCUGUGGUAGAUCAUUUUCUCAAAAAUGUCACUUAACCAGACAUGUGACUAUUCAUACUAAAUCAUAAUUGUGUUAAUAACAAGUUUGAAUCUUUUUACUCACUUCUUAACCCUUUUGUUCCCAAAUUCCUGUUAAAACACACU